Messenger RNA from Fukomys damarensis (Damara mole-rat), 1864 nucleotides. Its product is annotated as probable RNA-binding protein 46. NCBI's taxonomy places the organism in Eukaryota, Metazoa, Chordata, Mammalia, Rodentia, Bathyergidae. The coding region runs from base 160 to 1617 and encodes 485 amino acids. The transcript has a single exon. Gene Ontology annotation, cellular component: nucleus. The record is from RefSeq and is a predicted model, not a curated record. Gene Ontology annotation, molecular function: mRNA binding.
UCUGGAAGCCCAGCAGGGGCAGGAGGAGCAGCUCGAGGCCCCGCUACCAGCGGGACGCCCCUCCCCCACCUACUGGCCCAGAACGAUGGCGGCGGUUUGUGGUCGUUAGUCUCAGGGAUUUAAGAUCAACUUUUUAAGACCCUAAGGGGAAUUGCAACGAUGAAUGAAGAAAAUAUGGAUGGAACAAGUGAAUGCAGUAAAGUUCGAACUGGUACUCAGAAUGAAGCAGCACUGCUUGCUUUGAUGGAAAAGACUGGUUACACCAUGGUUCAAGAAAACGGACAAAGGAAAUUCGGUGGUCCUCCUCCAGGGUGGGAAGGGCCACCUCCACCUAGAGGCUGUGAAGUUUUUGUAGGAAAAAUACCUCGUGAUAUUUAUGAAGAUGAGUUAGUUCCUGUAUUUGAAAGAGCUGGGAAAAUAUAUGAAUUUCGACUUAUGAUGGAGUUUAGUGGUGAAAACAGAGGUUAUGCUUUUGUGAUGUACACUACAAAAGAAGAAGCCCAGUUGGCCAUCAGAAUUCUUAAUAAUUAUGAGAUUCGACAGGGGAAGUUUAUUGGUGUGUGUGUAAGCCUGGAUAAUUGCAGAUUAUUUAUUGGAGCCAUUCCCAAGGAAAAGAAGAAACAAGAAAUCUUGGAUGAAAUGAAGAAGGUUACAGAAGGAGUUGUAGAUGUCAUUGUUUAUCCAAGUGCAACUGAUAAGACCAAAAAUCGUGGUUUUGCUUUUGUUGAGUAUGAAUCUCAUAGAGCCGCUGCUAUGGCUAGGAGAAAAUUAGUCCCAGGGACGGUUCAGCUGUGGGGUCACACCAUUCAGGUCAAUUGGGCUGAUUCAGAGGAAGAGGUUGAUGAGGAAACCAUGCAAAGAGUUAAAGUUCUCUAUGUAAGAAAUUUAAUGAUCUCAACUACAGAGGAAACAAUUAAAGCAGAAUUCAACAGAUUCAAACCAGGUGCAGUUGAACGAGUAAAAAAACUGAGAGAUUAUGCUUUUGUUCACUUUCUCAACCGAGAAGAUGCAGUGGCUGCUAUGUCAGCUAUGAGUGGAAAAUGCAUUGAUGGAGCAAGUAUUGAGGUAACACUUGCAAAACCAGUAAAUAAAGAGAACACUUGGCGACAGCAUCUCAGUGGUCAGAGGAGCCACAGUGCUGAAAACCUGACUGUGUAUGCUAACAAAGAAGACAGCCACCCCAAAACGUUAGGCAAGCCACCAACUCUUCCAGCUUGUCUCCACGGUCAGCAUAGCCCAAGUGCCCUUGAAAUUGAAAGAUGCACUUAUCCUAUUUUUCCUGGAACAAAGCUUACUCCGAUUAGUAUAUAUUCUUUAAAAUCCAAUCAUUUUAAUUCUGCGGUAAUAUACUUGGACUAUUACUGCAACAAAAAUAACUGGGCACCACCAGAAUAUUAUUUAUACUCAACAACCAGUCCAGAUGGGAAAGUACUCCUGGUAUACAAAAUAGUUAUUCCUGCAAUUGCAAAUGGAUCCCAGAGUUACUUCAUGCCAGACAAACUCUGUACUACACUAGAAGAUGCAAAGGAACUGGCAGCCCAGUUUACAUUGCUUCAUUUGGACAGGGAACGCAAUCUCUUCAGCCUGGACCUGUGUAGAAGAAUUUGGAGACAAUAAGCAGGUCCUUUCUGAUGUUGCUUAAGUUUAUUCUGCAGUUUAUUCUAAUUCUUGUCAGCUAAACAGGAAGCUUAUGUGUGUUACAGGCCUUGUUUCCGGUACCAGGACAAUAUUACAGAGAAAAUAAAUGAUCAAAUUUUUCUUUCAUUCCUAGAAACACACUCAUUUUUAUAAGUAACCAUUUUAUAGUCACUGUCAUACCUUUGACUUAUGUUACACUGAAGAACAUAGUUGAGUUUUUAAAAAA